AUGACUUCGUCAGCGUCAACGACAAAAUCAAUGAAGCAUCCUUUUAUGCGGCAGGUCGAGGAACUUAAAACCCCCAAGAGUGAUAUUAAUGCCUUAAUACUCGAUUACCUGACCGUUGCCGGCUAUCCUAACGCUGCUGCAAAAUUUUCAACUGAAGCGAAUUUAUCACCUCAACAGCCCUCUUCCAGUAUCUAUGCAAGGCAGCAGAUUCAGACAUUUAUACAUAGAGGGGAGAUUGAAAAUGCUUUGCAUGCUCUGAAUGAUCUCGAUCCUUCGAUACUGGACGAAGAUGAACCACUCCACUUCGCCCUUCUUCGGCUCCAACUGGUGGAGUUAAUCCGAAAAUCCCGACCAAGCGGGGACAUCGGCCCGGCCUUGGAAUUUGCGCAAACUCAACUGGGACCUAAGGCUCCACGCACGCCACAGUUCUUGGAGGAUCUGGAAAAGACGAUGUCCCUUCUCGUGUUUGAUCAUGACAAUCUUGAUCCUACGUUGUCAGCUCUUCUGCAUCCAGGUCUUCGACGAAAUGUUGCGGAUAAGGUUAACAAAGCAAUCCUAGAACGUCAAAAGCAACGGAGAGAAGCUGCUAUUCGUCAUUUAGUUCAGAUGAGAGCCUGGAGUGAAGAAAUGGUCCGCAAGGAGGGCAAGAAAGAUCUUCCUUCACGGAUCGACUUAGGCUUAGAUGGUGAUGACUCUGAUAGGUUCAGAGUGGAAAAUGGCCACGAGUCGAUGAUUAUGACCCAGUAA
This is a messenger RNA of Daldinia childiae, 747 nucleotides long. RefSeq names its product Glucose-induced degradation protein 8 like protein. Lineage: Eukaryota; Fungi; Ascomycota; Sordariomycetes; Xylariales; Hypoxylaceae. Bases 1 to 747 code for a protein of 248 amino acids. Gene Ontology annotation, molecular function: protein binding. Gene Ontology annotation, biological process: proteasome-mediated ubiquitin-dependent protein catabolic process. Gene Ontology annotation, cellular component: nucleus; cytoplasm. The record is from RefSeq and is a predicted model, not a curated record. The transcript is spliced from 4 exons.